AUGGACUUCAACUCGACAAGCAUCCCGCCAGAAGUUCUCGCUGUGCUGCCCCCCGAGUUGCAAGCUCAGGUGCCACUGUACGACCAAACGGCACAACCCAAGAUUCGUGCAACUCUGGCAGUCUGUACAAUCAUUGCCUAUGUGGCACUGGGGCUGCGGCUCUACGCCAGACGCAUCACGAAGCAGGCCUUUGGAUUAGAUGACCUUUUCGCAGGCUUGGCAGUGAUCUUCACCACUAUUGGCGUCGGCUUGGUGGCCCAUGUCACAGAUCUGGGCAUGGGCCGGCAUACAAUCGUCGCAGUCGUCGAGCACAUAGAAAACUUUGAUGCCUUGAACAAGAUGAUAAUCGCCUCGAGCGCCAUGUAUGCCCCGGUCAUCUUCUGCAUCAAGGCCUCCGCCAUCUUCCUGUACCGCCGCAUCUUCCCAAGCAGACGCCUCCACCUUGUGUGCAGCAUCAUCCUGGCCUUCACCGCCCUCUACGCCCUCACUGCCGUUUUUGUGCUCACGAUCCCCUGCCUGCCGCCGGUCCAGCCGACGGUCGAGGCGCCUGUGGCCCAGCUCAAGUGCUCAGACCGUUAUCUCAUCAGCAUCUUGCUGUUCUUUCUCAUCACAAAUGUUGUUUUGGACGCCAUCAUCCUAUGUCUCCCGCUGCCGCUCAUCUGGCGCCUGCAGACGAACCUGCGGAGGAAGUUGCAGCUUACUCUCGUCUUCUGUCUCGGUUCAUUCAUCUUUGUCAUCUCCAUCCUUCGCGUCGUUGCCGUGAACAAGCUGAACCCCAUUGACGACACUUGGGACUCGACGGACGUGAUGCUUUGGUCAAUUGCCGAGUCGGCUGUUGCCAUCUACCGGAAAGACGGAAGCUCCCGCAUAAAGUCGACUCCGAAGAUCAGCAACCCAAAUCAAAACAAAACUAGCGAUGGCAGCGGACCUAUUUCUCUCCUGACGUUUGGGCGGAGUGGGAUGAAAGGCCCGAGUGGCCGCAAGCCACGGGGGCUGGACAAUACCACCACGGCGGCGGCCACUGUUGUGAACACCAACUUUGAUGGCAGUGUGACGAGAUUGGUUUCUGAAGACCGGGGUAGUCACAGCACAGAACAUGUGAAGCCCUAG
Molecule: messenger RNA, 1110 nt
Organism: Diaporthe citri
Lineage: Eukaryota; Fungi; Ascomycota; Sordariomycetes; Diaporthales; Diaporthaceae
Exons: 3
Coding region: 1-1110 (369 amino acids)
Source: RefSeq, a predicted model, not a curated record